AUGUCUUCCAACGAAGACCAACAAAAGCAGGAUGGUUGCACUUCCCUGCCACAGCAAUCUACCUUCCCUGAAACAGUAACGACAACGGAUUUACCUUACACAAUUUUUGAUAAACGACAGAAGUGGUUGAUUGUAUUCAUCGUCUCGUUUGCUGCGACAUUUAUUGAAGUUUCGGGCUUCGCUUCAAACAUAUAUUUCCCAGCUUUACCCACCAUAGCGGAUGACCUUAACGUCUCGUUGGAGCUUGUCAACUUGACAGUCACCUCAUAUCUCAUCUUCCAAGGAAUCGCCCCAAGCUUCUGGGGCCCAGUUUCAGAUGUUCGGGGCCGUCGCAUCGCCUAUACUUGUACCUUGAUCGUAUUCCUCGGUGCAUGUAUUGGGCUAGCAGAAACAAAGAAUUAUGCCACUCUAAUUGUGCUUCGAUGCCUCCAGAGUACUGGCAGUGCAAGCACUAUUGCAAUCGGUUCUGGAGUGAUCAGCGAUAUCACCACCAGAGCUGACCGGGGAGGCUUCAUGGGCAUCUUUCAAGCAGGCCUACUAGUCCCUGUGGCUGUCGGACCUGUUAUUGGUGGUGGUAUCUCGGGCUCUCUGGGCUGGAGGGCUAUCUUCUGGUUCUUGGCUAUUUACAGCGGUGUCUUCCUUGUCUCACUUCUAGUAUUACUGCCUGAGACACUCCGAUCGCUGGUAGGGAAUGGUGGAUUGACAACCACCAGCCCUGUUACCUCAUUCCCACUUGGUAUAUACCAGAAGACUACCCAAGUGGAAUGGGACCAUGAGCUACCGCCAGCAGAGCUUCCACCAAAGAAGAGGAUUGAUAUUCUCGGGCCUUUUCGAAUCCUCAGCAGCCAAUUUGCAGCCCCUAUCAUAAUCUUUCUUGCGAUUUACUAUGCAGUCUGGCAGAUGAGCAUUACUGCGAUGUCCUCCCUCUUCAAGACGCGCUACGGGUUAAGCGAGAUCCAGAUCGGUCUGACGUUCAUCGCCAACGGUGUCGGGUCUAUGGUGGGGACAUUGAUCACCGGCAAAAUUCUCGAUAUGGACUAUCGUCGCGUGAAAGCCAAAUUUGAGACUCGCUCGCCGGCAGGGGGCAUUGACGCGGGAAACAGCCCCGACUACGCCCCCAGCCAGGAAGAACAAGACUUCCCCAUUGAGAAAGCUCGCCUUCGACUUGUGCCUCUGUUCUCUCUGCUGCAGUGCCUUUCAAUUCUCCUCUUUGGUUGGACCAUCCAAUACCCGCAUCAGGUUCACAUUGCUGUUCCUAUCGUUUCAACUUUCAUCACCGGAUGGACCGCUGUCUCUACACAGUCGCUCAUUAUGACCUAUCUGGUUGAUAUUUUCCCCGAUAGAAGUGCUGCAGCCAGUGCUAGUCUCAAUCUUGCUCGAUGCUUGUUUGCUGCUGGCGGCACGAGUUUCGUGAUGCCAAUGAUCAACGGCAUUGGCGUGGGUCUUAGCUUCACAGUCUGCGUCGCGGUACAGGUUGUUGCACUUGUGGGCCCUUUUGUGCAGUGGAGGUUUGCUGGUGGUUGGAGAAGAGAAGCAGAGCGCAAGCAAGUUUCUAACCCUUAG
Molecule: messenger RNA, 1563 nt
Organism: Penicillium salamii
Lineage: Eukaryota; Fungi; Ascomycota; Eurotiomycetes; Eurotiales; Aspergillaceae
Source: the annotation of a GenBank genome assembly